Messenger RNA from Alligator mississippiensis (American alligator), 1711 nucleotides. RefSeq names its product hedgehog acyltransferase like (gene HHATL). Gene Ontology annotation, molecular function: acyltransferase activity. The record is from RefSeq and is a predicted model, not a curated record. Gene Ontology annotation, cellular component: endoplasmic reticulum. NCBI's taxonomy places the organism in Eukaryota, Metazoa, Chordata, Crocodylia, Alligatoridae. The transcript is spliced from 11 exons. The coding region runs from base 63 to 1574 and encodes 503 amino acids. Gene Ontology annotation, biological process: negative regulation of N-terminal protein palmitoylation.
CUCUCUCCCACCCCAGAUCUGGAUCUGCCUAGAGCUGGCUGUUGGGGUGAAAACCGGCCAGCAUGGGGAUUAAAGCGGCUUUGCCGAGUUACGAGCUGGGGUUUUACGCUCUGGUCCUGACCUGUGCCAUCGUGUACAGCAGCAGUGACAUCUUCGAAGCAUCCAGAGAUAACAUGAACAGAAAGGCCUUUCGGGAGGCCAUAAAGCCGGGAUGGCAUUACUUUGGCAGGAAAAUGGACGCAGCUGACUUCGAAUGGGCCAUGUGGUUCUCCUCUUUCAGGAACUUCAUCCUCUUUGCCCUUUCAGGGCACGUCCUGUUUGCCAAGGUCUGCUCCAUGAUAGUCCCACAGCACAGGUCUGUGGUCUACAUGCUGUACGGGAUGCUGGCUGUGCUGAGCACCAUGGGCACUUCCUACCUGAUGAUCAUCCUCACCCACUGCCUGGUGCUUUACAGUGUCUCGCUGGCUAAGCAGAAGUGGCUGUGCUUCGCGGCUGGGCUCUGCAGCCUGGCCUCCUUCAAGCUGGAGCCUUUCAGCACGUGGCAGAAUGGGUUUGUAACGGGAACUUUUGAUCUUCAAGAUGUUCUGUUUUAUGGAGGAAGUGGCUUCACCAUUAUGCGCUGCAUGAGCCUGGCGCUGGAGAACUGCGAGAGGCAGGAGGGGAUCUACUCCAUCGUCGACUUGCUGAAGUACAACUUCUACCUCCCCUUCUUCUUCUUUGGCCCAGUUAUGACCUUUGACCAAUUCCACGCUCAGGUGGCCACUUCUGAGCUGAGACGCAAAGAAAAUGAGAUGUGGAGCAUCCGCGUGCAGGCCCUCGUCCACCUGGGGGUGAUCGCGGCCGUGGCUGUGUUCUUCCACUUCUUCUACAUCCUCACCCUUCCCUCGGACCUGAAGUUUGUCAACCGCCUCUCGGACUGGGCGCUAGCUGGCCUGGCCUACUCCAACCUGGUGUACGACUGGGUGAAGGCUGCGGUGAUGUUUGGCGUGAUCAACACCGUUUCCAGGUUGGACCACCUGGACCCACCGAAGCCUCCGAAAUGCAUCACCAUGCUCUACGUCUUUGCAGAAACGCACUUUGACAGAGGGAUCAACGACUGGCUGUGCAAGUACGUGUACGACCACAUUGGAGAAGACCACAACAACAUUGUGAAGGAGCUGCUGGCCACCAUCUCCACCUUCGCCGUCACCACCCUUUGGCUGGGCCCCUGCGAGAUCGUUUACAUCUGGUCCGUCUGCAAUUGCUUCGGCCUCAAUUUUGAGCUGUGGGUGCAGAAGUUUUUCCAGAUGGCGCCUUUUGCCAGCGUGGAGGCCAGCAUGUCAGAAGCCAUGUCUCGGCGGAUUCGAGGGAUCUUCGGGGCUGCCAACUUCUGGGCCAUCAUCCUCUACAACGUCCUGGCUCUAAACAGCCUGGACUUUGCGCUGAUCGUCGCUAAGAGAAUCAUCCUGAUGGGUUUCCCCAUGAGCACCGUGUCCAUCUGGUUCAUCACCUACUGCGGAGUGCAGCUGAUAAAGGAGAGAGAGCGCCUCCAGGCUAUAGAAGAGGAGAAAGCGGAUAAGGAGAAGACAGAGUAGAGACAAGAGAAGGGUCUGCCCAGUAACAUGAGCAUCUCUUUCUCCUGGCCACCCAGACUGAGAUGCCUGGGCUCCCCAGCUUUAUUUGCAAUCACACUACGGAUCUCAUCCAUGUACAAAUCGCUGUAAUGAAAAAA